Molecule: messenger RNA, 2545 nt
Organism: Jatropha curcas
Lineage: Eukaryota; Viridiplantae; Streptophyta; Magnoliopsida; Malpighiales; Euphorbiaceae
Product: Ran-binding protein in the microtubule-organising centre protein
Source: RefSeq, a predicted model, not a curated record
UUUUCAACCUCAUAUCGCCGCCUUUCUUGCUCUCAACUCUGUGAAGGAAUACUUUCUCGCAACAUGGAAGAAAAUCCAGAUACCGACAUGAGGUAGAAAGAAAACCUAAAGCUAACUCUUAAAAACUCUCCUUAACACCUCCCAAACUGAACCUAGAAAAAUUUUCCUCAGGAAAAAGAAAUGGACUCGACCCCGGUGAACUGGGAAGCUCUGGACUCUCUUGUCGUUGAUUUUGCGAAAUCGGAGAAUUUGAUCGAGGACUCUUUCUCUUCACCAUCGCCAUUAUCUUCUCCUUCUCCUUCUUCCUCGUAUGUCUCUUCUUCGUCUUAUCAUUCGAGAUUGGUUAUUCGCCAGAUUAGACGGUGCUUAGAAGUCGGUGAAAUUGACACCGCAAUCGAUCUUCUCCGCACUCACGCUCCUUUCAUCCUUGAUGACCAUAGACUUCUGUUUCGGUUGCAGAAGCAGAAAUUUAUUGAGCUAUUGAGGAGAGGGACGGAAGAAGCUAGAGAUUCUGCAAUUGAGUGUAUAAGAACAGCUCUUGCUCCCUGUGCUCUUGAUGCCUAUCCGGAAGCAUAUGAGGAAUUCAAGCAUGUUCUUCUUGCCUUUAUAUACGACAAAGAUGACCAGAGUUCUCCUGUGGCAAAUGAGUGGUCUGAGAAGAGGAGGUUUGACAUUGCCGGAUUGAUGUCUUCUGUCCUAAGAGCUCAUUUACAUGCAUAUGAUCCAGUCUUUUCAAUGACAUUGAGAUAUUUGAUAAGCAUACAUAAAGGUUUUUGCUUUCGCCAAGGAGUCUCGUCGCCCAUUUCAGAUCUUACUGAAAGGUUGCUCCUCGAAGAGCGUGAUCCUGCCGCUGUGCCACAUGAGAGUUUGUAUGAGGCACCUCCUUUUGAUGAGGUGGAUAUACAAGCUCUUGCUCAUGCUGUUGAGCUUACAAGACAAGGGGCUGUUGAUAGCUUGAGAUUUGCUAAGGGAGAUCUGUUUCAGGCAUUCCAGAAUGAGUUGUGCCGGAUGAAAUUGGAUGUCUCCAUGAUUGAUGAGCUCAUCCGCGAGUACUGUGUUUAUAGGGGCAUUAUAGAUUCUGGUUUUGCUCCAUCUUCUGGAAUGCAAACCCCUUCUGAACCUUUAAAAGUCAAUCAACCAGAGCCUGGCUUUUGCUCAUCUAGGAACUCCUCUCUUGAAGUGGAUAACAUUACCAGUAAACUAUCAGAUGCUGAAGCUUCCAUCAGUGAUACUCAUAUGGAUGCUUCUCCAGAAAAUAAUGUUGAUUUGCAUUGCGCACAAGGAGGUGAUACUGAGUUAAGAUAUGCUUGUGAAUUAACUAGCAAUUGUGAAGAUUGCAGCACCAGUGGUUCACAUCAAACUGGAGUUUCAAGAGUUCUACAGAGAAGCAGAAGCUAUGCUACUGGUGAAAGGAGCAAACGCAAGCGAUGGAGGGGUAGACAAGAUGACCAAGAUUAUUUUUCUGGAGUUUCUGUCAAUGGAUGCAAUAAGAAAGAUUUUAAUGCUACUGCAACCUGCACAAAUAUAUCAAAGGGACAACAGGACUUUGAAAAACAUUCCUUAUUGAACCUCAACGAUAGGGAGGAUAAAUAUGAGAUUUUGCUGGGGAUGAAGGAAUUGGCAAGUAGAGGAAUGGCUGCAGAGGUUGUGGAAGAAGUUAAUGCUCUAGAUCCUCAUUUUUUUGUGCAGAACCCUAUGUUGCUUUUCCAAUUAAAGCAGGUUGAAUUUCUGAAGCUUGUAAGUUCUGGUGAUCAUUCGGGUGCACUAAGGGUUGCUUGCUCACAUUUAGGUCCCUUGGCUGCCAGUGAUCCUUCUCUGCUGAAGCCCUUGAAGGAGACUUUGUUGGCAUUGCUCCGUCCUAAUGAAGAUGAAUCCGGAAAAGGCUUGCCUUUACAUGCUCUCGCAACCUCACUCCAGGUAGCAAUUGGUAGGAGGCUUGGUGUUGAAGAACCACAACUUAUGAAGAUAAUGAGAGCAAUGCUUCACACCCACAAUGAGUGGUUUAAACUUCAAAUGUGUAAAGAUCGCUUUGAAAGUCUUCUAAGGAUUGAUUUCUUGAAAGAAGUUAAUAGUCCCAUGCUUUCUGCUUGUUCCAUGUCAAAGUCAAAUGCUGAUAGCUGCACUCAGGGUUCCUCCCAAGUUACAGUAUCUUCAAGUGCUAGGUUGUCUGAAGAUGGUAGCAGUCCAACUCAAGUGUCUUCAAGAGAUGUUGUCUGUGAUGAAAAUGCAAUACUGAAAGUUAUGGAAUUUCUCGCAUUGCCAAGGGCUGAUGCCAUUCAUCUCCUUUCACAGUAUAAUGGAAAUGCUGAGACAGUCAUCCAGCAAAUAUUUGCAUAGUUUGGAAUCUGAUACUGUAUCAUAAAAUUUAUUUAUUUAUUUAUUUUUUUGUACGAAUAUUAUUUUAUUCAAUUUAUAAAAAUAGGAUGUAGAUAUACGAAACGCUGCGAAUUUGCAUGAGGGCCGGUAGUCUGUUACAAUUUGCCAAAAGGGCACAGCGUUAUUUUUAUUGGUAUGCAUUUUCCAUAAAGUCUGUUUUUGACGUUAA